AUGCACCGUGUGUUGGUCGUCGGCGCCGGGGCCACGGGCUCCGCUGCGGCCUGGCGCCUGCGACAAUUGGGACAGGUGAAAUUGGAGGUUUGGGAGAAAGCACGUGGGCCAGGAGGCCGGAUGAGCACGAACCGCCAAGAAGUCAGCGGUGCAACUGUGCGAGCUGACAUGGGAGCUCAGUACGUGUCGGUGGAGGAGUCCGACUCCGCGACCAUGCAAGUGGCUGAGAGGUUGUUGUCCUCGGGUGUUUGCGCUGAGGUCUCCCCGGAACUCUUGACCGCCACCCCCGAGCGCCCGGUACGGGCGAAGCACCUGGCAGGCACGGCCGGUGGUGUCAAUGAUGCGCUGAAGACGCUCCUGGAGGAGGCGGAUGCCACGGUUCAUUACGAGAAGCGCGUGGCUUCGCUGGAUUUGCAGAGUGGAUCGUGGCGCGCUCGACCUUUCGAAGGAGCGCCAGGUAUGUUUGACGCAGUGCUCAUCGCAGUUCCUGGCUGCGGAGUAGGUGGCGACAAUCUCCUGAAAAUCCACGGGAGCUGGGAAGGGAUGCUGAAGCAAGAUCAGAACAAGCAACUGAUGGCGGCUCAGCAUGAUCAGCGCUGGUCCUUCGCCUUCUUUUUGCCCAGCGACUGCCAAGCGGUGUGCGAGCGCUAUUUUGGCCCCAAAGUGGUGGAGAAAUUGGUGGACGACGAAGUGGUUCAUUUGCUGUGCUAUCAAUCUCGAAAGACAGAGAUCGUCAGCUUAGACAUGAGGUCCAGCCCGGUCGUGGUGGCCCAUAGCACCACCGAGUGGGCCAAGCGCCAUGCGCAGCGCGGUGGGAAGGAUGAACGGCUUUUGAGGGAAAUGGCUGCCCAUGUGCAGAAGCUCAUUGGUUUGGAAGGUCCGCUUUCACAGCUGACAAGUACUUCCAAAGUGAUUACCUGGAAGCAAUGCCAAGUUCAAAGGCCUGUCACAUCGGAGGCGGUACCUUUCAUGGCUGUGACCAGCGCUCCACCACUGCUUCUUGCUGGUGACUACUUUACAAGCUCCAGCUUCAGUGGCUGCGUGAGGAGUGGCUUUGCAGCAGCAGAGGCGCUGAGUGCAUUGCUGAAGGACGUAACCCCAAAGGCAGGUGGAGGGAGAGAGAGGGAGAGGAAUCACUCACACCAUGUUGGCACCCAAGCUAGGUAUGUAUUCUGA
Durusdinium trenchii is the source of this 1176-nucleotide messenger RNA. The record is from the annotation of a GenBank genome assembly. NCBI's taxonomy places the organism in Eukaryota, Dinophyceae, Suessiales, Symbiodiniaceae.